Messenger RNA from Dermatophagoides farinae (American house dust mite), 1726 nucleotides. NCBI's taxonomy places the organism in Eukaryota, Metazoa, Arthropoda, Arachnida, Sarcoptiformes, Pyroglyphidae. The record is from RefSeq and is a predicted model, not a curated record.
AUCUUAUCAUCGAAUGUUGAUUAAUUAAUUGAUUGAUUGAAAUUAUUAUUAUCAUCAUCAUCAUUAUAUAAAAUAAUAACAAAAACAAUUGUGACACAAAAAUGGCUGGUCGUUUCAAUUCUUUGCUUAACGCUGCUUCAAGCGUUGUUUGUGAAAAGCUUAAUGAUGCUAAGCUAAAAAGACUGGCCGAUCAUAAAUAUUCAGCAUCUGGUAGUACAAUGCUUGAUUUUAUAAUGCAAAAAUUUUGGAGAUGGUGUAUUGAUAACUGGAUACCGGAAUGGUGGGCACCAAAUGCAAUGACACUUGUCGGUUUGAUUGUCAAUGUAUUCACAUGUUCAUUGAUGGUAUAUUAUAGUCCGGAUGCAAAACAAGAUAUUCCAUCAUAUGUAUUGAUAUUGGCUGCCAUUGGUUUAUUUAUAUAUCAAACAUUGGAUGCUUGUGAUGGUAAACAAGCACGUCGUACGAAAACAAGCUCAUCAUUGGGUGAACUUUUUGAUCAUGGAUGUGAUGCUAUUUCUACGAUAUUUGUUUCAUUAUCCGUAUGUUUAUCCGUGCAACUUGGUGAAUAUCCCAAUUGGAUGGUUGUAUUAUGUGGUGGUGCAACUAGUCUAUUCUAUAUUGCCCAUUGGCAAGCAUAUGUUUCUGGUACGCUGAAAUUUGGUUUCUUUGAUGUAACCGAAGCACAGUUUACGAUAAUAAUAAUACAUUUAACAUCAGCUAUUUUCGGCUUAUCAUUUUGGAGUAAUAAAAUUUUUGGUAUCGAGCUAAAAAUAAUGGCAAUGAUCGGUGUUAUCGGUAAUGAAUGUUAUCUCUUAUUCCGUGAUCUCAAAUCCAUUCUAUCUGGUGGUGCGGGCAAAAAUGGUUCAACAAUCGCUGGCACAUCGAUUCUAUCACCGAUAAUUCCUUUGAUGUUGGUCUAUUCAUUUACAUUGAUUAUAUAUUCAAAAUCAAUGAGCAACGCUUUUGUUAAUUAUGUAGCCAUCUAUAUUAUUACAUUUGGUUUUGUAUGUGCAAAAAUAACAUGUAAACUUGUGGUUGCACAUAUGAGCAAAAGUGAAAUGUCUAAAAUGGAUACCAUAUUCAUUGGUCCUUUGAUAUUAUUUUUUAAUCAAUAUUUUAAUUUCUAUUUCGAUGAAUUAACAAUGCUUUGGAUUGCAUUUGCUUACAUAUUAUUGGAUUUCAUUUGUUUUAGUUAUUCAACAUGUCGUCAGCUAGCAAAUCAUUUAAGGAUCUAUAUAUUGACCAUUCGAUCAGUACCGAAUGAAAUGUCAUCGAAUAAUAUUUCAUCAUCAUCGGCAUCAACAACGACAACGACAAACGGUAGGCAUUAUGGAACACGUCAACGUACUGGGAAUCAUUCACGCCGCUGACCCAUCUAAUAUAAAAUCGAUACAUUAUUAUUAUCUAAUCAAUUCAUACUUGUUCUUUAUUCUCCUUUAUUAUUUCUUAUUAAUUUCUUUUGUCAUCGGUUUAAUGAAACAACAACACAACAAAACAGGAUACACAAAUACAUUUAUAUACCUAAUAUAUUUCAUUUGUCAUCAUUUUAUUCACUUUUGUUCCAGGCACCGCCUCAUCCCACCCAAUUUCAAAUAAUUUUCAUCAUAAUCAAUGUUUUUCCUUCUUUUCUACUUUACUUUUCCACAUAUUCCCAUUCCUUUCUAACACUCGAUUAUUAUUGAGUCAUCAUACACAAUACAAGAAUGAGUUUCUUUCUCAGAAUUAC